AUGGCUGUCCCUCCCGAGCAAACUCCUCCCCGAUCACAAAAUCCAGUGGCUUUCCCUCCAAUAACUAGAUCGCAUAUCCUUAAUUGCUCAUACCACUCCUGGUAUUCACUUUACCGAUCUCUAUCCCCCAAAGCACGCCUUAUUCCACUCACAGAAUCAUUCAUAAACUAUAUCCGUGCAGAUGGGAUUGUUCUUCCUCCAGACGAGAUCAGUCUGGAGGUAUCCGAUGAUGAUAGCUGGACACUGUCCAUGUCGAAUGGUGGUAGCAACUCGGAUAAAGAGGAGUCUGAUGAUGAGGAUCGUACCUAUGACCCAUCACAAGAAUGGCCAGAGGUACAUGCCGAGGUGAUAGCCAAAAUCAGGGAGCUGGGCGGACAGGUAUCACCAAAGCUGAAUUGGAGUGCACCAAGGGAUGCAAAAUGGAUACUUGCGACGAAUGAUAUGCAAUGCAGGACGGCUAAUGAUGUGUACUUGCUGCUCAAGAGCAGCAACUUCAUGAACCAUGACCUUGACCAUGCCUUUGAUGACUGUGUCCCCGAGCCAGGACAAGAGCAAAAUAUGCCAUCGGAUCAACCGCCUAUUCCAUAUCACCUUGUGCUACGAAAAUAUUUUAAUGUCAAUACCUCGCUUGAGUUUCGAUGCUUUGUGCGCCACCGACAGCUUAUUUGCCUUUGCCAAAGGGAUCUGACAUACUAUGACUUUUUAUCCGGUAUGCGGAAUGAUUUAUUAAGGGUGAUCCAGUCUUUUUUCGACGAGAAGCUUCGGGAUACAUUUCCCGAUCCAGAUUUUGUAUUCGAUAUUUACGUUCCUCCGCCACACAAUCGGGUCUGGUUAAUUGAUAUCAACCCUUUUGCCCCAAAGACCGAUCCCCUCCUUUUUUCAUGGCAGCAGAUACUUAAGAUUGGCCAGGAGGUAGAACAGAGUAUCAAUGGCCAAACUAACGGUGUCGAAGAACAGGUUGUUAGACUAAGUAUUGGUGAUCAAAGCUUAUCCUCUGCCGCGGAGACACAUCCAAUACAAGCUGACGAGGAUGACAAGGAGGAUUCAGAUAUUGAGGAGGUAUCCGAGUUGCCACUGUUCCUCCUGCUCUCUGGAGGGAAUCCAGCGGGUACGAACAUGAACGCUGCUCCCUUCUCAGCACACAAACUUCCAAAGGAUGUAGUAGAUGCCUCUAAAAGUGGCCCUGGAGGCAUGAGUGAGUUUCUUACCCAGUGGAGGGAUAUAAUGGAGGGAAGAAUACGGCCGGAUACAGGUGCAGAUGACAGUGACGAUAACUAA
Microsporum canis CBS 113480 is the source of this 1278-nucleotide messenger RNA. RefSeq names its product cell division cycle protein 123. Gene Ontology annotation, cellular component: cytoplasm. Bases 1 to 1278 code for a protein of 425 amino acids. Lineage: Eukaryota; Fungi; Ascomycota; Eurotiomycetes; Onygenales; Arthrodermataceae. The record is from RefSeq and is a predicted model, not a curated record. The transcript is spliced from 2 exons.